Messenger RNA from Ostrinia furnacalis (Asian corn borer), 1452 nucleotides. It is a transcript of the gene Scr-c, whose product is annotated as scavenger receptor type C. The record is from RefSeq and is a predicted model, not a curated record. The transcript is spliced from 9 exons. Gene Ontology annotation, cellular component: membrane. The coding region runs from base 112 to 1437 and encodes 441 amino acids. NCBI's taxonomy places the organism in Eukaryota, Metazoa, Arthropoda, Insecta, Lepidoptera, Crambidae.
UCAUUACCCAGUAACCAGAACAUACUCAUGUUGUUAACAAACAGUUUUUAUUUCGGAUAAUUUAUUAAAUUUUUACAUUUUAUUUUAAUUUAGUGAUAGUAACAAGUGAACAUGUUUAAAUGGAUUUUGUUUUUAUCUGUAUUAAGCGUCAUAGAUGCUCAAAUGGUCCCCGGCCAGUGCGUGGUGCCUCGCCUGGCCAACGGCAGACUGCGCUGGCGCAGUCGCAGCAAGCUCAUCAGGUUCUCCUGCAACUACGGGUUCGAGCUGGUCGGCAGUCGGUACGCCACCUGCCGGAACGCGCAGUGGGACACGCCUAAACCGACGUGUGUCAAGCCAGGGUGCCCAGUGCCUCAGCUGACGAACGGUCUGGUCAUCACGUCUCGCUCGGACGCCUUCCUAGUGUUUUUCUGCCUGCCUGGCUUCAAGCUGGUCGGGACAACUGCCAUGUACUGCGAUGGAAAGUCGUGGAACACUACUAUGCCUUCUUGUGUUGAUUCCGCAAUGGUUUCGAAGACGAGCUGCGACUUCGAAGACCCAGACCUGUGCGGCUGGAUCCAAGACAGCCUCCACGACUUCGACUGGGAGCGGUUGAACAGGAAGACGCCGAGCUCCUUCAUGAACACUGGACCUUCCUUCGACCACACCAUUGGGAAAGGAGGAGCAGGGUAUUACAUGUACAUAGAGAGCUCGUCCCGACUAGAGAACGAGACGGCGCGUCUCAUCUCACCCAUAUACGACAUGGAAAUAGCUAAGGAUGGGUGCUUCUCCUUCUACUACCACAUGUUUGGCAGGUACCUCGGAGGCUUGAGGGUGUACCAGAAACCAGACAACAUUCCUCUUCAGACCAUGCUCAAGCUGCCAGAAGAAACAAGGAAGAAAUACGUAUUGUUUGAGCAAUGGGGAGACCAGGGGGACUUUUGGUAUAGGGGGGUCUCCCAGCUUCAUGAUUUCAAUGAUAAUUUUCAGAUAGUGAUGGAAGGCAUUCGAGGCAAGAGAUUCACCAGUGACAUAGCCAUCGACGAUGUCGCCAUACUGCAAGGGGAGAACUGCACUAUAGCCAAGAGAAACAUGGUCACUCCACCUCCAGCUAUGUUACCUAGCACAUGCGAGGGCAGAUGUGGAAGUGGCAACCUGGCCCUGAUAGGGUGUAGCUGCGCGUAUACCUGCCUCGUCAGCUAUAACUGCUGUCCCGACUACUUCGAAGUCUGCCUCGAUAUGAUAGAUGAUGAUGAUGAUUUAACAUUAUUUCCAGCUAAAUCUAGCGCCUGGAGGGGAGUUCUGAUCACGCUGGCGGUGCUGGUAUGCGGCGCGGGGCUGGCGUGGCUAGCGGCGGGGGCGAGGGGCGCGCGGGGGCGGGCGGCGCUGGCCACGCUGCGCGGCCGCGCGACGCAUGACCCGGAGGUGCGCUACCUGCACUCCGACAACGAUGACGAAUAAACUGUUGAUGAGACU